AUUGUGAUUUGUUCUUCAAACAUAUACUAACAUAAAUUAAUAUACACAUCGAGUGCAGAUAAAUUUUUACAACCAAAUAUUCUAAUCAUAUUCCUAAUUCAUAAAUCUAUUCUAAUACACAAAAACCAAUUUCAACAACCUUAAAAAAUAGAAAGAAAUGUCUUCUCUCUUUGUCUAUCUCUUUGUACUCUCUUGCUUCUCUCUAAAAACCCAUCUUCCUUUUGUAACAAGCCAGAAAAAUUCAAUAAUUGGAGACACAAUUGAUGCAAAUAAAUGGAUUUCUAUUGCCUCAACAAUAGUUUCAUCAGGUGGAAAUUUUGAGAUGGGAUUCUUCACACCAGGUAAUAAUUCCAAUUAUUACAUAGGUAUAUGGUACAAAAAGUUAAGUAUACAAACUGUUAUUUGGGUAGCAAAUAGAGUAACACCAGUUUCCAUUUAUGAAAUGGAUUUUGCACAAUUCAAGAUUCAAAAUGGAAACUUAGUUCUACUCAAUGGAACCAGACAUAUAAUUUGGUCCACAAGUCUAAAUUUCUCUACCGAUUCUAAUACUUCUCAAGUUGUAGCAACUUUAUUUGAUGAUGGGAAUUUGAUAUUGAGUAAUGGAGAUAUUAAUAAUUCAAGAAAUCAUCUAUGGACAAGUUUUGAUCAUCCGUCUCAUACGUUUAUGCCCGGUUCAAAAUUCGGGUUCAAUAAACGUACGAAACUAAAACAGGCUCUGAUAUCAUGGAAAAACUCAAACGAUCCUUCUCCAGGACCCUUUACACAUGAAGUUAACAUGGAUAAAUAUAGUGGUCAAGGUGUUAAUAUGUGGAACGAUAGUGUAAUUUAUUGGAACAGUGGACCUUGGACUGGUAACAAUUUUACUGGUGUACCUUACGAACCAAAUCCUAUGUUUAAUUACACAUAUGUUAACAAUGAUAAUGAGGUUUAUUAUCAGUACAAUUUCUUUAAUCCUGCACUUAUAUCAAGAUUUAUUAUGGAUUUCGAUGGACAAACGAAACAAUUCCUAUGGAUGGAUAGCACGAACGAAUGGAAGGUGUUUUAUGCUGAUCCGAAACAAGUUUGUGAUGUUUUUGGUUAUUGUGGAGCUUUUGGUAUUUGUAAUGAACUAAGCUCCGCGGCUUCAGUAUGUGAUUGUUUGCCUGGUUUUAAGCCUAAAUCGGACGAAGAUUGGAAUUUGAAAAGUUUUUCUGGUGGAUGUAUGAGGAAAAUUGGAUUGAAAUGUGGUAAUUCUAGUGUUGUUGAUGGGGAGAAAGACAAGUUUUUGAUGCAGAAAAAUAUGAGAUUACCUGCAAAUAAUGAGUCUAUGAUAGUUCAGAAUGAAGUUGAAUGUGAAAAUACAUGUUUAAAGAAUUGUGAUUGUGUUGCUUAUGCUUAUAAUAGUGGAAAUAUUGGAUGUUUGAUUUGGAGUGGAGAAAUCUUGAAUUUACAACAACUAUCUCAAGAUAAUACAAAUGGAAGCACAAUCUAUGUUAGGCUUGCAGCUUCUGAAUUUUCAAGUAACAAAGAUGAACAUCAAAAGCAAACAUCAAAAAAGCUGAAAAUUGCCAUUCCUAUUGGUGUAAUUGCUGCACUUCUCUUUCUUUCAUGCUUUUCCUACAUAUAUUAUAGAAAAAGAAGAAACAGAAAAAUCAAAGAGAGUACUACAAAAUCUGUCAUGCAAAAUACUGAAGGAGAAGCAGAGCUAAUUGAUAUUCAAGAUGAUGAUAAAGGCAAUAUUGAAGUUCCAUUCUUUAGUUUUGAAAGCAUAUUAAUGGCAACAGAUGACUUCUCAGAACAAAAUAAGCUUGGACAAGGGGGAUUUGGCCCUGUUUACAAGGGCAUAUUUUCAGGAGGAAGAGAAAUUGCAGUGAAAAGGCUAUCAAGUCAUUCUGGACAAGGCAUAAAUGAAUUCAAGAAUGAAGUAAUGUUGAUUGCAAGGCUUCAACAUAGAAAUCUUGUUAGACUUUUGGGUUAUUGUAUCCAAUCAAAUGAAAAGAUUUUACUCUAUGAGUAUAUGGCAAACAAAAGUUUAGACACCUUCAUAUUUGCUCCGCAAGAUCGAAAACUAUGCAUGAAAUUGGAUUGGAGGAAGAGAUUUGAAAUUAUAGAGGGAAUUGCUAGAGGACUUCUUUAUCUACACUAUGACUCAAGGUUAAGGAUCAUUCAUAGAGAUCUCAAAACAAGUAAUAUAUUAUUAGAUGAAGAGUUGAACCCAAAAAUAUCAGAUUUUGGCUUAGCAAGGGUUGUUGAAGGGAAAAUUACACAAGCAAAUACAAAUAAAGUGGUUGGAACCUAUGGCUAUAUGGCUCCAGAAUAUGCAAUAGAUGGAUUAUUUUCAAUUAAGUCAGAUGUAUUUAGUUUUGGAAUAGUUAUACUGGAGAUCAUCAGUGGUAGAAGAAAUACUGGAUUUUUUCACCAAGAAGAAGCAUCAAACCUCUUAGGCCAUGCAUGGAGAUUAUGGAAAGAAGAUAAGGCAAUGGACUUAGUGGAUCAAUCACUACAAGAAUCAUGCAACAAAGAAGAAGCAAUUAAAUGCCUUAAUGUUGGGCUUUUGUGUGUACAAGAAGAUCCAAAAGAUCGACCCAACACAACAAAUAUAAUAAUGAUGCUUGGUAGUGAAAAUAUUAUUUCUCUUCCAAGGCCAAAUCAACCAGCUUUUAUGACAAGAAAAUGUGCUAAUAACACAUCUUCUUCUUCUGCUGCUAAAUCAGAUAUUGUUUCCAAUAAUGAGCUGACUGUCACCAUUGAAACCGGUCGAUAACAAGCUAUGUUGCUCGAACUAGUUAAAAAUUUCGCCGGCUGCAUGUCGGUUCCUCCAAAAGUAAGUACGACAGUAAUUUUGGAGACUCAAUGCGCAACAUAUAUAACAAGAGUAAGAUGCUAUCAAUUUUGUAAACAUUUUCAUUAAUUUAUGUAUCUUUACAUAAGCUGCAAAGAUAGUAUAGUUAACACAACAUAGACAUGGUAUGAGUAGCUACAUUGUUAGUGUUAAUGGGACUAAGAAAAGUCCCUAAUUGUAACAUGAUGUGUGUGUACAUAUAAAAAAGAGCUCCUUGUAAAUUAAUGAUAACAUUUGGGAAUU
Molecule: messenger RNA, 3064 nt
Organism: Nicotiana tabacum (common tobacco)
Lineage: Eukaryota; Viridiplantae; Streptophyta; Magnoliopsida; Solanales; Solanaceae
Source: RefSeq, a predicted model, not a curated record